This is a messenger RNA of Podarcis lilfordi (Lilford's wall lizard), 17951 nucleotides long. NCBI's taxonomy places the organism in Eukaryota, Metazoa, Chordata, Lepidosauria, Squamata, Lacertidae. The record is from the annotation of a GenBank genome assembly.
AUGGUUCGGGCGGCGCGGAAAGAGUGGCAGUGCGGCGUGGACCGGAAGAGCCUUCCGCUUCCUGGGCGGCCAUCUUGGAUUUCUUCCCCGGGGAGGCUCCGGAGGGCUCUGUGGCGGGCGGAGACCAUGAAGCCCAUUCCGGCGGCAGCGCGGUGCCUCUCGGUGAGUAGCAGCGCCCUGGAGGCGGCGGCGGUGAAGGGGCGGGAGCCCGGAGCGAGAGAGGCGCCUGGGCCGGUGAAGGCCCGAUGGAGGAAGCGCAGCGCCCGCUUCCCGGGAGCGACCUUGACUCGGGCCUUCGACCGGGGAAGGAGGGGAAAGGGAAGGCCGGCGCCUCAUCCAUCUCCGGGCGUCGCUCCUCCUCCUCAGCAGCCGCUUUGGGGAGAGAAGAGGGUGGUGACAGACCCCUCUUCUGCCGGGAGGCUGAAGGUCGCUGCAGGAGCCCCGAGGUCGGCCUGCCCCUGGAGCCCCAGCACCAUCUGAAGCGGUCAGUCGGCGUUUCCCCUUUUGACGUACGCAGGACAGAAUGCUGUUCGCUCCGGCAGGGGGAAAAAUGACCGUUGAAAACGAAGGAAAGAAAUCCCCGCACGGAAACACCCCCGGCCACAAAUUAGUCUCUAGGGAGAACGGCUAAGCUAUUUAUUUAUUUCGUAAAAAAAAAUACGCAUCGCUUAUUGCAAACAACGGCAACACAUCCAAGUGCUUUACAAAAAGAGGAAACCAGAAAAUUCAGGAGAAAUUGCAAGAACAAGAAGCUAAAAGCAGAUUAAAAUUCACAUCAGCGUUUCUAACUAAGCAUCAGGGUAGGGUUGUCUAAGGUAAAAAGGUAAAGGACCCCUGGACGGUUAAGUCCAGUCAAAGGCGACUAUGGGUUGCUCCGCUCAUCUCACUUUUCAGGUCGAAGGAGCUGCUGUUUGUCCACAGACAGGUUCCUGGGUCAGAGCAAUAGGAGCACACCCCGUUGUGCAGAUUCGAACUGCCGACCUUCUGACCCGCAAGUCCAAGAGGCUCGGUGGUCUAAACGAUGGUUUUUAGUGAAUGUCUGCUUGAUAUCCAUAGACUUGGAACAUGGACAUUCUUGUUCCUGGCAUAUUUACUUUGUGCCAGUUAUUUAUUUAUAACGUAGUACAUAUAUUCUCCAGGGAACUCAAGGAGCCAUACAUAUUUCUCUUACCCAGUUUUAUCCUCACAACAAUCCUGUGAGGUAGUUUAGGGUGAGAGGCAGUGUUAGGCCCAAGGUCACCCAGUGAACAGCAUGGAUGAGUUUGAACCCUGGUCUCAUAGGUCCAACCCUGGUCCAACACACUAACCACUACACCACAUUGCUUAUCUUUCAAAUUUAAUUGGUUGAAAUGUGUAUGGAUCUAGCUUACCAUUGUUUGUUCUCUCUUAUUAGAGGAGAUUUUAUUCUCUCAAGACUGCGCCUAAAGUUGAAGCCCCUGGAGGAGCAGAACGGUCAAAAGUACUGCUACACCCCCAGGAUCUUGAGGUUAGUCUGAAGAGGAAGUUAUUUUGCAUUUUGAUAUUUCUGCUAAUUAGAGCAGCACAUAGUGGAGCAGUGUGAUUUCACGUAGACUGAUGUGUCCUCUUAUAAAUGCAGAUUGCAAAACUACCAAAUGGCUUGAUGAUUGCUUCUCUGGAAAAUUAUUCUCCAGUUUCAAGGAUUGGUGUCUUCAUCAAAGCAGGCAGCAGGUAUGAGACCACCACCAAUUUGGGAACUGCACACCUGCUCCGCCUUGCAUCUAACCUGGUGGGUUUCUUCUUCAACUUCUUUGACUUUAGAUUAAGGAAGCAAAGUGUUAUAUUCAGCUUAUUUAGUGUUGGUAUCCUAAAAGUGAAAUUGGGAGGCUGGAAAGGGUGGGGAGGUGAGUGGAGUACUUUUGAAAUUCUGGAAAAACAAACGUUUGUGCUACUGUGUUAAAAACCACAGAGGAGAAUACUUUUUGUUAUUUUCAUAGGAGAAAAAAAUGGUGUCAAUACAAAUUCAAGUAAAACCAUUCUCAGGCUGGCCUGUGUGUAGCAUCUACAUGAUGGGUUGCCAUUUGCCCAGGCAGUGACCAUGUGAUUUUGAGUAUCAUUAUAUUGCGCUCUCUCAGAUAUCCCUCUUUUCUUCCCCCUGCCUCCACCCAAUCAAAUGUAUAUCCUCUCCUAUCACUUCUGCUUUAUGGGCCAUUUGUUGUCCCUUCUGCACUGAUCAUACUUGUAGGUGUCACAGAGGUUGGCCACUGUAAGAACAGGAUGCUGGACUAGGUGGGCCUUACUAAUCCAGCCAGGCUUUUCAGUUAGUUGGCUUUAAAAGGCAAGUGGAUAAAUGCAUUGAGGAUAAGGCUAUCAAUGGCUGUUGAUCUUCAUCCCUGUGUACUGCCUCCUAGAAUCAGAAUGUCUCUGAACAACAAAAAGAGGGAUGCUGCACUCAUGCCUUGAUUUUUUGUUUCUCAUGAGACGCUGGUUGGCCAUUGUAGGAAACUGGAUGCUGAACUAGAAGGACUUCUACUCUUAUUUUCUUUUCGGUCUACUCUUAUUUUCUUUUUAUUUUGCUCCUUCUCUAGCCUUUUCUGCCCUUUCCUCACUCACCCUAAAAAAAUCUCCUUACCAUUCCUCAUUUUCUGAUAUUACUUUCCUCUUCUCUGCUGCCAUGACAUCUUCAGGCAAAGACAGAGCUGUCUUCAAGCAUACUUCUACCAUCACUGAAUGUCCAUUGUCUCCAGCCCUGAACGCUUCUAUCGCAGGGCCCCUUUUGGGCACUCAACAUGGUGUCACAAGAAGUCAAGGAGGUGGCCAUAGUGAUCCAUGCCAGCGACUGGCACAAGGCUUGGGGAACCAGCAGUUCUGCCUCCUCUUCUGCACCUGAAAGUGCAAGGUGCCAAGAGCUUGGACCAGCUGCUUGUGUCCCUUUGCUGUUACUCCCUCCUCAGCUGGAGCAGCAUCAGUUUAUUUGAAAGUUUUGGGCUGCACCACUUUCAAUGACCACCAGAGGCCCUUGGAGAACAAGACUGCUUUCUUGUGUUAAGGAACAGCAAAUUAGCCUUUCUGAAUCUCAGCAGACCCUGCAAAUGUAUCCAAGUAAACAUCUUCAUUUUCUAAAGAAAUGAUUUCUUCCCUUAAGGAGGCCCUGCUGGCAGAUAUUUCUAAGGACCUGCAAGCACAAAAGUGUCAGACGCUCUUCUCCUUAUUCUCCUUGUCUCUAAUUAUUCCAAAUGCUUAGCUGGCUUUGAGGAAGACCUCCCUUUAUUAAUGGAGAGGCUUUUGGCCGGAGCACUAGCAGGCUAUUAACAUGCUCUAGCACAGCUGCUCCUGGGUCCCCUGAGCAAAGUGGAGGCUGGCCAGCUGAUUAGCAGCAGCCACCACCUCCCACUUCACACCUGACAUGUGCGGCAGCACAAAGAUCUAGGCUGGCUUGCCUGCUCCUUUGCCCUAGUCCUGCACCGCUAACUGUUAUGAAUUGCAGAGAGCCCUGCUGGAUCAAGCCAUUGGCCAUCUCUUCUAGCAUCUUGUCAUGGUGGCCAGCCAGAUGCCUCUUCAAAGCCUCCAAGCAAGAACAGAAUGCAAGAACACUCUCCUCACUUGUGAUUCCUAGCAACCAUGAAGGUUGAACAUAGUCAUCAUGGCUAGUAGCUGUUGAUACCCUUAUCCUCCAUGAUUUUGUCUGAUCCUGUUUUAAAACCACCACAUUCUAUCACUGUUAUCCGGGUGGGAGAAAAGGAGGUGCAGUCUUGCUACUUUCAGUUUUGUCUGGUUCCAGCAUAAGGAUUAAGUAUAUAAUAAGCCUCCUGAAUUUCCAUAGGGUGUUUAUCUUGCAGACUAACACUGACUUAACAUGCUCUGGCUUACUCAUUAUACCUGAACAGUUUAGUGAUGCAAGCAUUGGCUCUGUGUAUUUGGUUACAAUACCCAAUGGCCAAGUUAAAACAUAUGGGUUAGAUAUGACUGAAGUUUUGUUUUGAUGCCCGCAGUUGAAAGUGUAAUGUUGGCUUUCCUACAGACUACAAAAGGAGCUUCUGCCUUCAAAAUCACCCGUGGUAUUGAAGCUGUUGGUGGUAGCCUAAGGUUUGUAAUUGUUUAAUGCUCAACUGUGUUUUGAAUAAUUACAUGGAAAUGGGAUUCCUCUGAUUAUGGCAGUUCAUAGUUGGAUGACUUUGAAUAGCCCAAGGCAGAAGUACUGAAAAAUAAGGGUGGGUGGGUUUUUAAAAAGUGAUUUUUCAUGUUUUAAUCUCAAGGCAGGCUUCACUUAAACAUCUGUCCACUAUCCAAUUUUAAUUGCACUUCCCCCUGCAAUAGUUCUUUCAUUUUUUUUUAAAUGAUAUUUAUUAAAGGUUUAGAAAUUACAAAAAAGACAACAAAAAAUUUAACAGGACAUACAAUACAUAAAAAGAAAAGCAUAGAAAAACAAUACAACAAAAACACUAAAGCACACAUCCAAUAUUCCAUAUCUUUACCUUUCAUUUGCUUGUUUCAUCGACCUCCUCGCACCUCCCUUCUUUGUAUUCUAGAUCAAUUAAUUGUUUCAGCAAAUUCUUUCCAUCUUUCUCAAUUUUUGUUCUAUAAUUUAUCUUAACGGUCUAACCUUAAAUUUUUCAUUUUGGCCCAUUAUCAAUCAGCUUUUACUUAAUUCUUUAUUACAUUACUGCUAAAACCAUAUAACUUCAUUCCCCCUGCAAUAGUUCUUUCAAAAACGAUUCCCAGUUUCAUCCUGGAGUUUAAUUAUUUUGUUUUAUAUGUGCUUCCUCAAGCAUGUUGGUAUGUAGAACCGUGGCACAUGGUUCAACAGUAGUGAUAUCAGCGCAGAAAGGAAGUGUAAUCACAGUGAAAGAGAGUCCUGUAUUUUUCAUAUAUGCUCAUACAGUGGUGCCUCGCAAGACGAAAUUAAUCUGUUCCGCGAGUGUCUUCGUCUAGCGGUUUUUUCGUCUUGCGAAGCAACCCUAUUAGCGGCUUAACGGAUUAGCGCUAUUAGCGGUUUAGCGGCUAUUAAAGGCUUAUCGGCUUAGCGGAUUAGCUGCUAAAAGGCUAUUAAAGGCUUAGCGGCUUAGAUAAAGGGGGGGGGGAGCGAAAAAAAUAUCUCAAGACUCGCAAGACAUUUUCAUCUUGCGAAGCAAGCCCAUAGGGAAAUUCGUCCUGCGAAGCAACUCAACCCUUUCGUCUAGCGGGUUUUCCGUCUUGCGAGGCAUUCGUCUUGUGGGGCACCACUGUAUAAACCAGGGGAAAGGGGCCACAUCUCUAGAAACAUAUGACUUUGCCUGGGGCAUGAUUCUCACUUAGAGUGAGAAGUCAGGAGUGGCUGUGUCUCAGUGGGACAGUGCAGGCUUUGCAUGCAGAAUGUUUUUGGCUCAGUUCCCGGCAUCUCGAGGAAGGACUUGGAAAAAGUCUAGUAAAAAAUAUUGGAGAUUUUGCCAGACUUUGUAAACAAUACUGAGCUAAAUUGACCAAUGGUAUGAGGUAACUUCCAGUGUUCCAUCUCCUUUACUGCACCUGAAGCUGGGUUGCUUCGAAGUUCACAGCUUCGAAGUUCACAUCGUGAUAAUUGUUUCAUAAUAUUUGAGCUGGCAAUAUUGUGUGAAUCACGAAGUGUGUAAGGGCUAGGCCAGUGAUGGCCAAACUUGGCCCUCCAGCUGUUUUGGGACUACAACUCCCAUCAUCCCAAGCUAACAGAACCAGUGGUCAGGGAUGAUGGGAAUUGUAGUCCCAAAACACCUGGAGGGCCAAGUUAUCAGGCGAUAGGUGAUAUCUGGUUUUCAACAUCGCAAUAACUCACCAGCUAAACUGCAGUGUUAUCAGCAGCUAAACGUUGCAAUGUUAUCACCAGCUAAACAUUGCAAUCUACCACAAUGUCUGAAAUAAGGAAGGAACUAUACAGAGGUGAACAGGACAAUGUCCAGGCAACUGCUACUGCUUAGGGGCCUAAAACAGAUAAAUGACAAUCUUAUCAAUCAUCACACACUCAGUUUCAUCAGCAGGCAAGCCAAAAUGAAUCCCAGUAGGACUUUUGGUUCUGGGCUUGCCUACCAAAUGGUGAUAUUCAGGACAAUCCAAAGUAUGGCGAUGAGUCAGUGAAUACAAAUAAUGUGGGACUGCCAGCAGACCUGCUAGGAGGCAGAAGCAGCUGGCCAUGAUGGUGGUAUGUGUCAGCAGUAGUGGUGAUAACCUGCAAGGCCUGGUGGUGGCGGCACAAUCAGUGGUGGCCUGCGAGUCCUCGUGGUGGCAACUGGACGAGGCAGCAGUAACAGCGGCUUUUAUCUCCUUAUUUAAUAUAGUGUUAUUGCAGACUCUUGUGAAUCAGAAUCACAUGGCUUGUAUCCGGUGCUGACCAUACUUGGAGUAAACCAAUUGAAGUUAAUAAACAUGGGUAACUUGCGUUCAUUAAUUUCAUUGGGUCUACUCUGAGUAGAACUUGAUCGGCUACAACUCUUAUGUCUUGUUUUAUGUUUCUCAGUCAGAAGAGUUUCAGCAUUGCAUAAUUAGUAGUUUAUUAUACGGUUGAAAGAUAACUAUUCAAGGGGACUCUUACAAUAGGCGGUAUACAUGUGUACUGAAUCUGCAUGUGGGUAUUGUGGUUUAAGGUAGAAAACAUUAAUAACAAAACAUUUAAUUGUAAGCAAGCCCACAAUAGGAUUGUAAACAGAAGGAACCAGUAACCUCAUAUCAACUUUUGAACAAUGUACUUUUUCUUUUUUUAGUGUGACAUCUACCAGAGAGAACAUGGUUUAUUCCGUUGAAUGCCUGCGUGACUAUAUGUAAGCUUCUAGAUGUGUAGCAAAUCAGUUUUCAACGCAUUCUGUAAGCAUUCCCAUUGAUAAUGCAACAGAACAUCAUUGCAUAAGUAAUUUUUUGUUCCUGCCCUUGAAAUACACAGUUUGACUUUAUUCUGAGCUAUAAAUAACAUGGCACAUGUUUAUCUGUGGGUCUGUUCCUAAAAGGAUUGUCAGGAAGAAAACACAUCUAUUAAUUCUGCCCUUGUUCGUUACCUAACUCCCUGUCUCUCUCUCCCCCUGCCCCCCGUCAGUAUUUUGAUUGAUUGUAAGCUUCUUGGUCCAGGAGCCGUGUGUGUUUUCCUUAAGGUGCCAUGUAGAGACUAGGUAACUUUUGAGUCCAGUCUUAAAUUCUCAGAAGGAAUGCCAUUGAAAUUCGUGCUAACCCACUUACCUUUGAAUUUUUAUAUUUUAACAUCAGCUUGCCCUUGAUCUGCUCUCUAAUAUUUUGAAGCCUCAGUUGUUUGAUCCUUUCUUGAUACAUGAUGUUCUUCCUUUAUUCAGUGAUACCGUUUUGGAGUAUUUAUUAAAUGUCACAACGGCCCCAGAAUUCAGGCGCUGGGAAGUGGCUGAGGCCAAUCCCCGUUUAAGAAUUGACAAGGCAAUUGCCUUUCAGAAUCCUCAAGUUGGUGAGUGUUCCUAAUCUGCUGGGGGCUACGAGGAGUAUUUCUUUUAAGAUUGUACAAGUAUGAAACAAUCCUUUUGAGUGGAAUAGUUUCCCCCUGCCUAUGGGUGGAUAUCUUGUGUGCCCUCAACAACUGAUACAGCUUUAAAUGAAUGAUUCCAUAAUCUUUUAUUGCUGACAUUUGCAGUGAUAAAGGGGGCGAUGGAGUUCUUUCUUUAAAAACAUUAUUCUCUGCCAAGCAGAAUUUAAGGAGCAGCAUUUUUUAAAAAAAUAAAUAAAUGUAGGGCUGCUUUUUAGUGGAACAAAGGUAUGUGUGAUUUAAAUCUGAGUGGACCCACACUAGGACCUUGGAUAUGCCUAAAACUAUCUUUUCGAUCCUUACCCAACAUCCAUGGUCCAGCAAACUAUUUUGCAGAUUGUUUAGACAGAGCUAAGUGACAGUUUGUUUCCCAGAGUGGAUUUGAUUUGCAUAUUCUGCAUGAACAGGGGCUUCACCUUAGUAUUGAAGGGGAAGCUCCACACAAUCGAUGAAAAACACAUUUCUGUAGAGCACAGCUUGGGUACAAAUGAUUCACUACAACAAGUAAACAAACCUUCCAUUGUCUUAUGCAUAGGUGUUCUUGAAAACUUGCAUGCAGCGGCUUAUCGUAAUGCCCUUGCCAACUCCUUGUACUGUCCAGAUUAUGUUAUUGGGAAGAUUACUUCGGAACAAGUAAGAGUUUAAACAGCACUUACUAUACUUAAUUAUUGUAGAUGAAGAGAAGCUUGGCACUAAAGACAUCAACUUAAUUGCAACGCUCGUCUCUUCCCUGCCCUCCUGUUGCUGUUUUGCUUCCAAUUCUCAUCAGCCCCGGUCAGCACAGCUUAUGGUUAGGGAUGAUGGGAGUUGUAGUCUGGCAACAUCUGAAGGGCCAGAGGUUCCCUGUCCUAUGAUUUAUACUUGCUCAGCAAACCAUAAGUGAAAACCAGGGUUUGAUCCUGGUUAAUGCAAGCCAUCCUUUGCCUGCUUGAAUGCAACUUUGGGUUCUGGAGAUGUCUCUUUUCAAAGAAGCAGUGGUAAAAGAACAACUUAAAUUUACCUUGAAAGUUUUUAUUUGUAAGGAAGAUGCCAUCUUUUUUGAGUACAGUGGUACCUCUGGUUACAAACUUAAUUCGUUCUGGAGGUCCAUUCUUAAGCCUAAACCAUUCAUAACCUGAGGCACGCUUUUGCUAAUGGGGCCUCCCGCUGCUGCUACCGCAGUACUUCCGCUUGCAUCCCGGGGCAAAGUUUGCAACCGGGACCAUCUACUUCUAGGUUAGCAGAGCUUGUAACCUGCAGCGUUCGCAAGGAGGACAGUACACAAGGUUCCACUGUAGUGGUUUGGAAGCGAAUUUCCUCCCCUAUCUGAGUGUAUUGAUCCUACCUGGAACAUUUCCCCUUACUUGGUUUUGGUUGGUUUUUCAACAGUGUAAUCCUAUGCAUGCCAACUGAGAAGCCCCAGUGAAUUCAUUGGGGACUUCCCCUAGAGUAAGUGUAUUGGGCUGCAGUUAUAAAGCAUCAUGUUGCAUUUUAACACUUGUUUCCACAAGCUGUUGCACUUAAUCAAAAUAUUUGUGAAGAUGUUUAAAACUGGUGUCACUUAAACCAGUUCUGUUCUGAAAUGCCUCAAACGCUAAGGCUCCUCAAUGUGCUUUUUUGGAAGUGAAGCACAGUCAUAGUCCAGGCAAACAACUUAUAUAAGGUAAAUUUUUUAAAAUGGCCCCUGGGUAGCUCAGUUGGUUAGAGCUUGGUGCUGAUAAUGCAAAGGUUGCAGGUUUGAUCCCCCUAUGGGACAGCUGCAUAUUCCUGCAUUGCAGGGGGUUGGAUUAGAUGAUCCUCGGGGUCAGUUCCAGCUCUACAAUUCUAUGAUUCUGUGAUUACCAUGUCUUGCUUAUGAGCUUCUCGGAAGCAUCUGGUUGGCCACUGUAAAAGCAGGCUGCUUGACUCGAUAGACCUUUUGGUGUGAUUCAGAAGGACUCUUAAGUUCUUAUUUUAGUUAUGUGGCAGAAAUACUAACACGCACACCCUCCUUUUCAUCACAGCUGCACCAGUUCGUACAGAACAACUUCACAAGUGGCAGAAUGGCUCUGGUGGGGCUCGGUAUGUAAGGCAAGAUCUGUGUCUUGUGGCUGUGCUGUGUUCUUUUAAAAGACAAAAACACCUUUUGCCGCAAACCUCUGGUUUGUUCUUCUGAUGCUAACACUGCCUUUCAGGUGUCAGCCAUUCUGACCUGAAGCAGAUUGGAGAGCAUUACCUAAACAUCCGCAGCGGGUCUGGCUCAGCUGGUGAGAAGGCCAAGUACCGUGGAGGUAAAUGUGCUCUCUCUUUUUUGGUACCUGCAUAUUUCUUGAUAAUUCUAUAGCAGUGCUGCUGAAUUAGAUUGAUGGGGUGAGUCCAUCCUGCCUUCUGACAUCUUGCUGUGGGGCCAUCAUCCAGCCUUCAAACCUGCUGUACCCCUGCCCCAGCCACUGCAUUGUUGCCUUACUCCACACCCAGGGACAACCUUUCACAAAGACCAGAGAAUUCCAGCACAUGUUAUAUGGCUUGUAGAUUACUGUUCCCAAUAGGCAUAUUACAGUUUGCUACGUUUUUAUCACACCCUUCCUCCAAGAUGUUCAGGGUGGGGCAUACAUGCUUCACAGGAACAUAGGGGCCAAUGCUCAAUGCUAGAACAUCUGCUUUGCAUGCAGAAGGUCACAGGUUCAAUCCCCGGUAAUUCCCAAGUACAACUGGGAAUGUCCUGUAUGAAACACUGGAGAGCCAUUACCAGUCAGUGCAGACAGUUCAAUGGUCUUAUUCAGCACAAAGCAGCAUCUUUUCUUUGGGGGAUGAAUGGUAGAACAUCUGCUCUGGAGAGAACCUUUCCUGAACCCCUGGAGAGCUACUUCCAUCAGCGUAGACAAUACUAGGCUGGAUGGACCCAGUGGCCUGAUUCAGUAUAAGGCAGCUUCCUAGGACUCCGUGUUCCUAACUGCCAGGCUGGGGCUAUUUUGCCAUCAAGGCCAUCCUUCCCCAAUCAAUAUGGUGCUCUCCAAACUCCCAUCAUCCCUGAUCAUUAACCGCACUGGCUAUGGCUGAUGGGGAUUGUAGUCCAAAACAGUUGGGAAAAGUUGAUCUAGGCCUUUAUCAUCUGCUCUUGCUGGCAGUGAUCAUCCAGAGUCUUGAGUGGGGAGAGGCCUUUCCAGACGCUUGCUGAUGUAACUGGAGAUGUCAGGAAAUGAAUCUGGGACCUUCCCCCUGCAAAACAGAUGUUCUCCCACAGUGCUGUUCCUAGUUCUCACAACAGUCCUGCUGGGUGAGAGCAUGUGACUUACCUUUCAGUGGAUUCCAUUGCCAUCACACCACUUUGGCCUGUGCACUUUGACCUGCUGCCUGCUGGGCAAGGGCCAAAUUCUAAGGCUGCUGUAGUUUUUCAGGGUACAGAAGAAAAUGAAUUUUCUUGUCUACUUGAUCACCUUGAAAAUUCAGUUUCAUAAUUCAGUAGCCAUCAUGUGUCUGUCGUUGACUUGGGCCUUAAAGAUCUAGAGAAAUUCUAAGCUCUCCCUCUAGCAUACUUCGUGGCAGUAGCAUUAACAUCCUAUCUGAAAGUCACUUUGGCUUCUAUCCGAAUUUGUGUUUUGAUUGUGUUAGUUUUCAAACUGCAUUCUAGGGAACUUUGUAGUUUCUUAGGAGGUGGCUUGAUAACGCUACCAGUUUCAUGGUGGGUUUGGGAAGGCUUCUCUGUAGACGAUUUGACAGAGAAAAUGCUAUCAUUACAGGGAUUGUUGAUGUGUUAUGCUUUGAUGAGCAUAUAAUGCCUCUUUUUGCCUCUCACUAAGGUGAAAUCCGAGAGCUGAACAGCCAUAGCCUUGUCCAUGCUGCCGUAGUUGCUGAAGGAGCUGCUGUAGGAAGUGCAGAAGCAAACGCCUUUAGUGUCCUUCAGCAUGUUCUUGGGGCAGGGCCUCUGAUUAAGAGAGGAAGUAGUGUUACCAGUAAGCUCAUCCAAGGUGUUGCGAAGGCAACUGCCCUACCUUUUGAUGUAAGUAUGUAGGCUUGCACCUGUGAUUUUAAUGUGAGCAAAAAAAGAGCAGAGAAGUGUAGGGUUGUAUCCAUUGUAAGUCCUACUCAGAGUAGAACUGUUGAUAUUAAUGAACCUAAGUUAGUUAUGUUCAGUAAUUUCAGUGGAUGGAUCUACUCUGUGCAGGACUAGCACUGGAUAAAACCUGUACCCGUUUAUAUUUUGGGAAAAGCAUGCACUGGCUGGUUAGUAGCCACCAAGCCAGUUUUAAGGCUCUGCUGCUUAGAUACAGUGUCCUAAAUAACUCUGGACCCAGUUACCUGAAAACCAUUCUUUUUAUCUCCAGUGCCUUGUAAGGAUGCUACAAUCCACUAAUAGAACCUGGUUAGUUUUGCCACAGCCUGAUAAUUAUUGGUUUGUGGUAACAUGGGGGUGGGGUGGCUUUUUCAUUGGUGGUGUGGAAUGCCACUCCUACUGAAAUACGAGAGGCUGCAUCAGUAUUGGCAUUCUGCCAACUGCUGAAGACACACCUGUUUAGCCAAGCAUUUCCUUGGACUUGGACUUCUUCUCUUACUGGAUUAAUUAUACUUUUUAACUUGCUUGUUUCUUUUUAAUUUUAAUUAAGGGUUGAUUUAAUGUCCCAAUGGAAUUGUAAUUGUGUGUUUUUUUAAUCAGGGAUUUCAUACUUGAUUGUAUAGUUGUUAAACCCAGUUAGAAGUAAUUUUAGCAUAUAAGUGGUAUAUAAAUUAUUUAAGUUAUUAUCAGCAACGAUGACAACAGACGUGCGGCAGACGUCCCUUUGGAAUGAAUGGAAUUUCUAUAAGGGGUCAUGUGAUAGAAGCUCCUAAUGGUUUUUGCCAAAUAUUUCUACCAGAGCUGCAGUGUUCAGUGCAAUUUUAUAAAGUAUCUUUGAUUAAAUGAACCUAUGGAUUUAUUUUCUUAAGUAAUACAAGUAAAUUUGCAGUACAGUGGUACCUUGGUACUCGAACGGCUUGGCUCCCAAACAAAUCAGCUCCCAAACACUGCAAACCCGGAAGUAAGUGUUCCAGUUUGCAAAUGUUUUUUGGAAGCCAAACGUCCGACGCGGCUUCUGCUUGAGUGCAGGAAGCUCCUGCAGCCAGUUGGAAGCCACACGUUGGUUUUCGAACAGUUUGUGGAGUCAAACAGACUCCUGGAAUGGAUUAAGUUUGAGAACCAAGAUACUACCAAGAUACUACUGUACAAAUAAUUACAAAAUUAUUUGUAAUUUGGCAAAUGCCCUCUAAGAAGUGGCAUUUCCCACUUCUCUCAUACAAGGAGAAUUUUUCAUUUGAGAUUGUGGCUUCUGAUUGUUUUAAAUUUAUGCACAAUUACAUACAUUAACUAAAAUAUGAACAAUCAAUAAUAAACUAAUGAUAACCCUAUUUCCUAGGCCUAUUUCCUAACUCUGUUUCCUAUUUUGAAUUUUAGCCUGUCUAAACAUGGACUACUUUAAAAUGCCAAAAAUAUUUCCGCAUGAAGAAAAGAGCUUGUUGGAAUAUGCUAACUGAAAUCAAAUUUUUUUCGCAGGCAGCAGCAUUUAAUGUGAAUUACUCUGAUUCCGGACUCUUUGGCGUUUACACUGUAUCCCAGGCUUCAGCUGCUGGGGAGGUAAGUCACCAGUUGGUUUUCUCAGACCAAGUUAAUUGGAAGCACGUUCAGUCUGCAAGUUCUGAAUAAGGAUUUUUUAAACAAUUGGUAGGGUUUUAUGACAAAUGUGUGUAUUCCUGACACUGCAAGGGGUGUUUUGCUUUCAGGAAGGAUGUGCUGAAAGUAGAAAAUGUGUCCUUAAGUUGCUAUGGUCAGAGGGAUACUUUAUGAUACUUUAUGAUAGAUACCUUUAUGAAACAUCUUGUGGAUUAGCUUCUUUUACAAAAUCUCCUUAAUUCAUAUGAUUGUAAGUGGGCAAACAAAGUAAUCUGGCUCUGGAAAAGACCAUAGUGGAAGAACCCAGAUUCAGUCCUUGGCGUCUCCAGUUAAAAGAAAGGGAUCUAGUAGCAGGUAGAAAGAAGCCCCAGAGGCCUGCUAUUCUUUCUCACCCACCCACUUUCAAUCCACCCAUCCAUGCCCCUGCAGUUUGCUCAGGGGAUGGGACUUGCAUUCACUCCAGUUGGAUAUUCCCCCCAGUGCACAUUGCAGAUGCAGAAGGCCUGAUCUGGCUCAGAUUUUCCCUGUAUACAAAUAAUGUGAGGACCACACAGAGUGAUUCUCCCUCAGCCCUACAAACCUCAAGGGACAGCUCUGGCUGCAUAUGUCUAAUAAAAGUUCUAGGUAUAUGUAAAUAAAGUGGGGGCAGGGGUUGAAUUCUGACUUUUGUAGCCGGCAGCAACAUAUUUUUAUGUUUUUGAAUCAAGGUAAUCAAAGCUGCUUUGAACCAAGUGAAGGCAAUUGCCCAGGGUGGAGUCACUGAUGCGGAAGUCACAAGAGCCAAGUAAGUUAGCUUACCAGAGCUAUUCUUGUGACCUGUUCACAGCCCAAAAUCGUAUAUUAUACACAUCCCUCUUUCUGCCCCGGCGCACAUUCCUGAUAUUCGGGAAUUGUUAAUGUACAUUUUAAUCAGUUGUAUUUUUAAGUAAAGUAAGAGCUCUCGUUUUUAUGUCUAAAUAAGAAACGUGCCUCUCAUCUAGGACAAAUGAGAUAGGGUUGAGGCAUUCAGGGAAGGCGGCGUAACUCAGUUGUUGAGCACAGGCUUUGCAUGCAGAAGAUCCCAGGUUCAAACCCUGCUUGCCACCCAGUUAAAAGGUUUGGGCAGCCUAAGAUUCUAGAGAACUGACAGCUGCUAGUCAGAGUAAACAAUAUUGAUAAGGUGGACAAAUACUCUGAAUUGGCAAAUGGCUGUUUCUUAUGUAAAAUAUACAUUAUUGGACUACUUUUUUUAAAAAAGGAGCAGCAACGGAACACUAAAAUGUAUAGAAAAUCUACUUUACUCUUAAACUAUGGAAAUCUAAUAAAUUGUUAGGUUUUACAUGAUUUCAUAAAAUACAUGAUUACAACACUUUUUUGGCCUAUUUAACUGAGGGUUGUUUUUCCUCCCAUGAAGCUGGAUUUUCUCUCAUGCCUGCCUUCAAGAAUGCCUUGUGAUUUCCAGUCUCACGGAUGACUGUUUUAAAGUAAUAGGCAUCCUGUAACUUGUCAGAAUUACAAAGUGCAUUGCAAAUGCAAGUAAGACAGUGUAAAUAAAUGCACUCCACAUUAUACUUUUCCUGCCGAUUGUCUGCCAUCAUAUUUACAGAUUCCUAAGCAGGCUGCUAUGCUCAUUUUCCUCAAUAUUCUUGACAGAAACCAGCUGAAGGCGGCUUACUUGAUGUCUGUGGAGUCUUCAGAAGGCUUGCUUGAUGAAAUUGGCUCUCAGGCCCUGGCAUCUGGGGUAUACACAUCACCAAGUGCUGCGGCCGAAAAGAUUGAUUCUGUGGCCACUGCUGACAUUGUGAAUGUAAGUAAGGUGCCUGUAGAUUACAACAUAAUCAGCAGCUUUGUAUUUAGAACGGUUCCCCCUCUUCCUGUUUUCUGUAGCGCUGACAAAAUAGAUGACCUGCUUCUUGAGUUGGCCAGCAGUCCUCAUAACCCUAAUUCUGAGUGACAGGACUUUGCUCCAGUGACUCCCAGUCUCUGGAAUGCCCAUCAGAGCUGUAUCUGUGAAGUGUUGACCCUAAAUGUUUCCUUCCCCCCACACUUCCAAUGGCACUUGGCUGGUGUUACCCUUUGCGUUUGGGGCGUUUGCAGUCCUCUGUGCCUGGGUUUGCUUCUCAUUUUUGUCCUUUGCCAGCUGCCACAGAGACCUAGAUUUGGUAUAAUGCAGAAUACAAAUAUAUUAAAUGAAUGCCAACACUGGCUUUCUGCCCCACAAAUGGCUCUUCCUACACCCGCUGCAAGCCAAAUUCUAAUUCAGCAGUUCCUUUAAAGCUCAAAAAUAGCCACUCUUCAAAUACAGUGAUUCUGUUUGCUGAUUCCAAAGCGGAUGAUGCCUCAAUCACCUAACAUUUUGUCCUCUGCUAUCUUUCUGCUUUAUUUUUCAGGCCGCAAAGAAGUUUGUUAGUGGGAAGAAGUCAAUGGCAGCUAGUGGGGAUUUGGCAAACACCCCUUUUGUGGAUGAGUUGUAAGAAGUUGAACAUGAGGCACAGCCUCAAAAUGGACUCUGUUCUAAGACAGUUGUGUUGACUGUCAUUAUCGUCCUGUAUUAUUUAUGAGUUCCUAAUGCUUUGGCGCUGUAGGUUACUUUCAGUACACUUACACAAAUAAAGUGCAGAGCUCAUCCUCUUAACAGGAUUCUCAGUAUCUUUGUGUCUUCUGUAUUGUUAUGCACUUAAAGCAUUUUCUGUUGCUCUUAUGGCAGCAUCUGGUGCUUAAUAUGGAAUUGUGUAAGUUGAGCACAACCCUGAGUAUCUGCUUUUUUGUUCUGAGCUAGUUCGGUCUUGUGGCUGGUGAACUGAUUGAGGAAGCCCAGGUUAAAACCUCACCACAGCCAAUGGGUUCAUUGGAUGGCCUUGUGAGAGUCAAAAUCUCAAGAGAAUUGUUGAAUGCCUUUAAUUCUUCUAAAGUUCAAAUGCUUAAAGCAUUUUAAAACAAUGGGGUAUGUAAGUGUGCUUAAUUAAUCGUGCACACUUAACCUGCUUUAGGAACACAAAGAGCUAGUUGAAAUGGGGUGUAUAUAUACAAAAUAUAAUCCCUCCCUUUGUGGUGAUGGAGGGGAUUCACAACAUUCCAAAUUCUUCCUUAGUGUUGACACCAAAUUUAUUGAACUGUAUAAAGCAUUAAAAAGUGGGACUGGGAUGGUUUUCUUUCCCCCUUUAAAAGGUAGGAUAUAAGUAAUUAAAGGAGGGGUCAGAUAUAAAGUAGGCGUGGAUCAAUUUGGCACCACUGGGGAAACUUUGGUUGUUACGAUAAGCCAAGGGGCCCUUGACAAGCUUGAGGAUUGUACAUUGUUUGGCGCAUGUCAUACCAUCAGGCUACACGGACCAGAAUUGUGGGGUGCAGGGAACCCAUUCCUGCAUACAGAUACUGAGUUUCCAAAUGUGUGUGGGCGUGUGUGUUGCAGUAAAAUGCUAAGAACAGAAUUCCCUAAUCUUUGCUAAUGGUUCAGCUAAAAAGUGGCAAGGGUUAGAUUAAUUUCGAGUCUGGCAUAAUUCAUUUUGAAGUAAUACUGUUCCUUACCUUCACAAGCAGAAGAUGGCAAAGUUCUGCUCUUGCAGUUGUGCUAUAUAGCUUGGCUGCUAGACUUCCAGAGACAUGUCUAUAUGAAAACUGACUGUAGUUAUUUCUCCACUGUUGAGAUUAUUCUCUCCUUCCCUCGAAAGAGGGAGCAUCGCUUCUUUCAAACACCCACGUUUUCUGCUCGCCAAACAGACGAAACCCAUCAGUUGGCGGAGAGGUUGUAUGAGUGAAAAUCCAGCUUAUAACUGGAUCCAGUUUCAGAAACCCAGUUCCUGGCGGUGCAAAACUGGAACCAGUUGCCUCAUUCAACUUCUUGAGAAAAGUUUUCAAGCCAAAAUGCAUCCGACACAGUAGAGGAGGAAGAUGACAAUGAUGGCGGCGCAACACCUUUUAGCAUAGUCCAAUAUGGCGAUGAGGACGUUAAAUACAAACUUGAAAUGUCAGCAUCACUUUCAUCUUCAAAGUCCUUAUGAAUUAUAAUGUCGUUACCAAUGUCUGAGCCCACGGUAAAUGUGUAGGUUUUCCUUUCAAAGAUGUGCCAGUCUUUAGAGAUCCACUUGGGUUGCUUAGAAGUUUCAAAAGAAAGUGAUGGUACAGCUUUGACAUUAGGAAAAGCAUCGGCAUGUACAGUUCUGUUAACAGGAACCUCAGUGACUUCGGUUGUAGUAUAGAUCUCAUCACUACCGAAGCUGACGACAUGGCUCCCACCAAUAAGCUCCUCGUCGUCACUAACAUGACAGCCGCAAUCAUAAUCUUCAGAGUCUUCGCUGCUCGACCAAGCUUCUUCACUGGUGUAAGUUGACGUCCUGAAAUGAACACAACACAGAGAGUCUUGGAAAGCAGUAAUGUUGUAAGGAUUGCUUCUAUUUGAUUCAUAGAGGGCAGAUCUUAAAGAAGUGCUUUGGCCACUUGUGGCAUUUAGUAACUCGGGAAGGGGUUGCAAUUCAGUGACAGAACAUAGCUUUGCAAGCAGAACAGUCCCAGGUUCAAUUAAACAAUAGUUUCAUUGGAAACCUCUUCCCUCUUCUGGGGGUCUGCUUGCAAAAGAGCUUUCAGAUAACCCCUGUGAUGCACUUUGAAGUCCCAACAAUUGGGGCUUCAAAGUGCAGCAUUACCUGAUGUCAUUGUGAUGUCAGUUGAUUGGAUGGCCUGCUGGGGGGUUGGGAGAUAAGGAUUUAUCCCACUGGCCAGAAAAGGUUCCCCACCUUUUGUAUAGAUAGACCAGAGGCAUGCCUCAGUAUAUGUCAGCUUCCCCUGUUGCUAUAUGUUUCCUGUUUGGCCUAGAUUAUUGCUAUCAUAUUACCAAUCAACGUAUCCUACUAUCAACACCCUCCUGCAUUUUUAAAAUAAAGCAGCUGACCCUCUACUCCCUGCACUUCUGGCUUCCGUGCUGUGUUUCCU